Messenger RNA from Penicillium atrosanguineum, 759 nucleotides. RefSeq names its product type 1 glutamine amidotransferase domain-containing protein. Lineage: Eukaryota; Fungi; Ascomycota; Eurotiomycetes; Eurotiales; Aspergillaceae. The coding region runs from base 1 to 759 and encodes 252 amino acids. The transcript has a single exon. The record is from RefSeq and is a predicted model, not a curated record.
AUGCCAUCCAAAAAAGUCCUCAUCAUCCUGAGCGAUGCCAACUCCUUCCCUCUCAAAAAGACCAGCGGACCCGACGCUGGCAAAGUAGUCGACCAGCCCUCAGGUUUCUUCCUUCAGGAGCUGGCAAAGCCCUUGCAAAAGAUGCUAGACGCCGGGCACGAGGUUACCUUUGCCUCACCCAAAGGACAAGAGCCCACCGCAGACCCCAACAGCGAGUCCCUGCUCGCAUACGCCGGCAAUUUCUACGAGCGCCGACGCGAGAACGAGCUCAUUUGGAAAAUGAAGAAGACGAAUGGAUUCGACCGUCCGCGACCUUUCAGUACCUUUGACGAAGACGAACUAGCGACUUUCGCUGGAGUCUUUAUUCCCGGGGGACACGCGCCACUGGCGGAUUUGGGCGAUGAUCCGAACCUGGGCAAGAUUCUGCGGUUUUUCAAUAAAGAGAAUAAGCCAACUGCUGCUAUCUGCCAUGGGCCUUAUGCCCUGCUGAGUACGAUGAAGGCGGGUGAUGGCUCGUUCGUCUAUGAUGGGUACAAGAUCACAUCUUGGAGCGAUGCCGAAGAGAACUUCAUGGAGACAUUAUUGGGUGGUGAGGUUGAGAAGGUCGCGUCGGCAUUGAAGGAUCAGGGUGCGGUCAUGGUUGAAGGAGCUUCGGAAAAAUUUGGAGGUACGACUCUACACAGGGAGUUGCUUACUGGCGGUAAUCCCCUGGCGGCGAAUGCCUUGGGAGAUCGAUUUUUGAAGAUGCUCAGUGUAUAG